ACAAAGUGCCUCUUCGCCGCCACAAGUCGGAAUAAACCAAUUGAAUAAAAAUGCUGCGUGAAAUAUUGCUCCUAAUAGUAGGGGCUGCCAUGGUAAUGGCGCAAAGAAGAUUAGCCCUUCCAGAUCCAAGAAGUUGUGCCAAUCGUGUUCGUCAUGCGACAUACAGAGACGCCAGAGGCGUGACACACUCCUACUUCUUCAGUUGGGAACAUCAGCCAACCAGAAGUUUGGAAGUCGACUGGCUGGACGCCAGGAAUAUCUGCAGAAGACACUGCAUGGACGCCGUCUCCCUGGAAACGCCACAGGAGAACGAGUUCAUCAAGCAGAGGAUAGCACGCGGCAACGUCAGAUACAUCUGGACGUCGGGCAGGAAAUGCAACUUCGCCGGUUGUGAAAGGCCCGACUUGCAACCACCAAACAUCAACGGAUGGUUCUGGUCUGGAUCCGGUGCCAAAAUCGGACCAACCACCCAAAGGAACUCCGGCGACUGGAGUUACACCGGAGGUUACGGACAAGCCCAGCCUGACAAUCGUGAAGCCGCUCAGGGCAAUGACGAAUCCUGCCUCUCGAUCCUCAACAACUUCUACAAUGACGGCAUUAAAUGGCACGACGUCGCUUGCCACCACGUCAAGCCGUUCGUUUGCGAGGACAGCGAGGAACUGUUGAACUUCGUCGCCUCAAGGAACCCAGGAAUCCGUCUAUAAGUUAGUUAGACCAAGUACCCUUUCAUCCCCGUGACGGGUCGGUUUCUCUUCGGUUUUGCGAAGAGGAAGGCGGCUCCCUUUAAUAGUUUUCCCUUUCCUCUCUUCGAUCCCAACCCCGUACCUUCGCAUGUGAAUAUUGGCUUAGUCCUUUUUAGUUUUUAGUAAUUAUUGUAUCUAUUUUAAAUUAUAUUUUAAUAUUAAAGAUUUAUAUUUACAUU
Aethina tumida (small hive beetle) is the source of this 922-nucleotide messenger RNA. RefSeq lists its product as uncharacterized. The transcript has 5 exons. The record is from RefSeq and is a predicted model, not a curated record. The coding region runs from base 51 to 704 and encodes 217 amino acids. Lineage: Eukaryota; Metazoa; Arthropoda; Insecta; Coleoptera; Nitidulidae.